Arabidopsis lyrata subsp. lyrata is the source of this 433-nucleotide messenger RNA. RefSeq lists its product as uncharacterized. The transcript has 2 exons. The coding region runs from base 89 to 433 and encodes 114 amino acids. The record is from RefSeq and is a predicted model, not a curated record. NCBI's taxonomy places the organism in Eukaryota, Viridiplantae, Streptophyta, Magnoliopsida, Brassicales, Brassicaceae.
ACAUGCUAGAACAAAAGUGGGGCUAAUAGUCAUUUAACAUAAAACCCCUUUUUUUAGUUUGCCGGAGUUGGAUAAUCAAUAGUCAUAAAUGGCUUACACGAACAUAAUGGCGGUUGCAGUUACAACGGUGCUGCUUCUAGCGGUAGUGAUCGCUCCUCAGUGGACAGAGGCAAAAAAACCACCGCAACAAACAGAUACAUCGGAUACAGACCGUACAUCAGGUACAGACCGUACAGUGUGCCCGUUUUCAGUCCCUGAAAUCGUCCAAAAUUGCUACGCAACGAUGAGUGCGUUGCCAUCAGAAAAAUGCUGCAAGGAUCUCAAAACGGCGAGCAAGACGGACGUGACUUGUCUCUGCAACAAUGUCAUGCACGCCGUCCAGCUUAUAAUGUUUUUCGACAUUCUAAUCUGUCCUUGGCAACUUCUUCGCUAA